This is a messenger RNA of Salvia hispanica, 3219 nucleotides long. Its product is annotated as rho GTPase-activating protein 7-like. The record is from RefSeq and is a predicted model, not a curated record. NCBI's taxonomy places the organism in Eukaryota, Viridiplantae, Streptophyta, Magnoliopsida, Lamiales, Lamiaceae. Gene Ontology annotation, biological process: signal transduction.
CGCUUCACAUAAACACAAACAAAAAACAAAGAGAAAGAUGUGAGAGAAAGAGAGAGAGAGAGCUCUCUGGUUGGUUGCUGGUAGUGCCCCUGCUACAUCUAUCCAUAUUUUCCCCUUUCCAAAAGUUUGAAAAGAUAAAUUAAUAAAUAAAGAAAAAGAAAUUAAAGGAGUAAAGCUCCGUUCUGGUCGUUCAUCACAGAUCUUCACCGAUUCAUUCGAUCCGCGGCUGAGUUCCAGCUGAGAUGCUAAUUCAUCUCUGAGAAAGGGCCGGAAAAUGUCGGCCACUCUUGCCGCAUUUGAGCGCCCUCGUAUCGGGAACUCGAAUACGAUAUUCAAGAGUGGGCAUUUGCUUAUAUCCUCAAAAGGGUUAGGAUGGAAAUCUUGGAAGAAGCGUUGGUUUAUCCUUACUCGCACUUCUUUGGUCUUCUUCAAGAAUGACCCAAGUGCACUUCCGCAGCGUGGUGGUGAAGUAAAUUUGACUUUGGGUGGCAUUGAUUUAAAUAAUUCAGGAAGUGUCGUUGUUAGAGAAGACAAGAAGCUGUUAACUGUUCUAUUUCCUGAUGGGCGUGAUGGACGUGCGUUCACACUUAAGGCUGAAACAUCUGAGGACUUGUAUGAGUGGAAGACUGCCCUUGAACAUGCUCUUGCACAAGCGCCAAAUGCUGCUCUUGUGAUGGGACAAAAUGGGAUCUUCAGAAGUGAUACUAAUGAUACUAUUGAGGGUUCUUUCCAUCAAUGGAGAGACAAACGACCAGUGAAGUCUUUAGUUGUUGGACGGCCAAUUUUGCUUGCACUAGAAGAUAUAGAUGGAGGUCCGUCCUUCCUGGAGAAAGCGCUCCGGUUUCUUGAGAAAUACGGAAUUAAAGUAGAAGGAAUUCUGCGGCAGUCUGCAGAUGUUGAGGAAGUGGACAGAAGAGUGCAAGAAUAUGAACAAGGGAAGACUGAAUUUGAUCCAGAGGAGGAUGCUCAUGUUAUUGGCGAUUGUGUUAAGCAUGUUCUUCGGGAGCUACCUUCAUCACCGGUUCCUGCUUCCUGCUGCACUGCAUUGUUGGAAGCCUACAAAGAAAUUGACCGGAUAGAAACUCGUGUUAAUGCAAUGCGCUCUGCCAUACUGGAAGCAUUUCCUGAACCCAACAGACGCCUCUUACAGAGAGUUCUCAAGAUGAUGCAUACAGUUUCUUCUCAUGCUUCUGAGAAUCGGAUGACACCUUCGGCAGUUGCUGCUUGUAUGGCUCCACUGCUGUUGCGCCCUCUUUUAGCUGGUGAAUGUGAACUAGAGGAUGACUACGAUACUAAUGGAGAUAGUUCUGCUCAGCUUCUAGCUGCAGCCAAUGCUGCUAAUAAUGCCCAAGCUAUUGUCACAACACUUCUGGAGGAGUAUGACAAUAUUUUCGAUGAUGAUAGUCUGCACAGAUGCUCGAUGUCUGUAGAUUCUAAAACCGAUAACAGUGGAAGUGAAGAUACAAGUGAUGAUGACAAUCCGGAUAUAAAAGUAAAUGGUUAUCAUGAUGCUGAAAAUGAAGUUGACCCAGAAACAGAUGUUGAUUCUGAUCGAAGACACAGUGGGAAGUUAAGUGAGAGCAGUGGCUCAGCUGCUAGUGAUCUUUAUGACUAUAAGGCUGUUGCAAAUGAUGAUUCAGAUGAUGAGAUGCCCAUACACAAUAAUAUUAUGGGAUCAAAACUAGAUGUGGCUUUGGACACUAGAUCCAGUCGAGACUCUAAGACUUCAUUAAAUGACCAACUAGACCAAUUGAAGGUACAUGGGAAUACGAUAGAUGUGUCUACUGAAAAACCUGCCAAUGAGUCUCAGCGGUCUGUUGGAGAAAUUUUGUCAUCUAUGAAUCAAGAACUGCAGCAAUCUUUUCCUGGACCUGAACUGUUGGGUGAGAAGGCAUUACCCAAAAUUACCAAUACCAGCACUGGUAGUGCAAAGAAGUCAACAUUUUGGGGAAAGAAAAAUGCAAGAAAAACACCUUCAUCAGAAUCCAUAGAUUCAUCUGGAGAGGAAGAGCUUGCCAUCCAGAGAUUAGAGAUCGCAAAGAAUGAUCUACGCCACAGAAUUGCAAAGGAAGCGAGAGGAAAUGCAAUUUUGCAAGCUAGCUUGGAAAGAAGGAAGCAAGCUUUGCAUGAGCGGCGCUUAGCUCUUGAGCAAGAUGUAGCAAGACUGCAAGAACAGUUGCAAGCUGAGAGAGACUUACGAGCUGCUCUGGAAGUUGGCUUGAGCAUGUCUUCUGGGCAAUUUGCUGGCUCUCGUGGCAUGGAUUCUAAGACUAGAGCCGAGCUUGAGGAGAUAGCUCUUGCCGAAGCAGAUGUAGCCAGAUUGAAGCAGAAAGUUGCUGAACUUCACCACCAGUUAAAUCAGCAACGUCAGCACCACUAUGGAUCUAUUUCUGAUGCAUGUGAUAGAUAUCAACACACAGCAAGCCAAACACCUCAGCAGAAUUUUUUCAAGCAGGAUUUUGAUACUACACUUGCUGUUUGUAACCAUGAAAGAAGACAAAGGACAGAGGAGUCGAUGGGCGCGGAUGGAAGAAAUAUUAAAGGACAACUGUUGGCACAUGGAAGCAACGGCAGGUUGCCUUCUCGGAAACAGUUUAUUGAACCAUCAAGCUUGAGUGAUUCUAAAAGUACAGAGGCCUCCACAAGUCUAUCCGUGGAUGAUUUUCCUGCUGUGGAUUCGGGGGCUGUACCUUCUACUUCUCGGGUGGCUGAGGUGAUGGAUUAUCAUCGACAACCACUAGCAGCAUCGUCAGCUUUGGUAGAGCUGACAACCCGUCUCGACUUCUUCAAGGAAAGGAGGUCUCAGUUGAUGGAGCAACUCCACAACCUUGAUCUGAACUAUGGUUCCACACCUCAAGAUUUUGCAUACAAACCUUCGUCUCCUCCGUGGCACUAGCGACGGGAGCUUCUGUUGUGUUUGAAAGGAGAAACCAUGAUUCCCUGUUGUAUAUUCUCUGUUGAUUAGUAUAUAGAUGUGUUUCAUAUUGCCAUUCUCUUGGAACAACGAUGAUGCUCUUGUAUUUUUCUUUCAAUUUUUUUUUCUCUUUUUUGACAUAAAUAUUUUAAACAUAUGUAAUUAGUGGAGAUAUUAGCGCAGGAUGCCCUACUCGGAUGCUCAUAAGCUGCUUGAGAAUUUCAAAACCACGUUUGAUUUAUUAUGACUUGUAGAAUUUGCUGAGAGUUGCUACUAAAGUAAGUAAUCGACUCUUAUUAGCACUA